Phytophthora nicotianae INRA-310 is the source of this 2471-nucleotide messenger RNA. RefSeq names its product pantothenate kinase. Gene Ontology annotation, cellular component: cytosol; nucleus. Gene Ontology annotation, molecular function: pantothenate kinase activity; ATP binding. The record is from RefSeq and is a predicted model, not a curated record. The coding region runs from base 83 to 1489 and encodes 468 amino acids. The transcript is spliced from 3 exons. Gene Ontology annotation, biological process: coenzyme A biosynthetic process. NCBI's taxonomy places the organism in Eukaryota, Oomycota, Peronosporomycetes, Peronosporales, Peronosporaceae.
CACCACUGUGCACACACUACACUGUACAGUGAAUUCUACCAAUCCUACGUAAAAUCCGUGAACAGAUCCAAGUGCAGCAACCAUGGCGGCGCUCGUGUCAACGCCUCGGCACAGCGACGUCUUCUGGACCCGUAUAUUCCUGUUCGGCGCCUCCUGCGUGGCGGGGCUCAUCAUUGCACGCCGCCGGAAGCUGCACCGCUUUCACCUGCACAUCCUGAAUGCCAAAUCGGCAGACUGCGGCCGUCUCUUCGGACUCGACAUUGGCGGCACGCUGACCAAAAUGGUAUACUUCCAGUCGGCUGACGGCGCGGCCGCGGUGCAGCGACAGCAGAUGGAACGCCAGCUCAAUCGAUCCGAUCCGCUCACACCCAUCGAGCGGCGGCGCGUGGAGGGCAGCCUGCCGCUCAUCGACGACUUCAUCAUGAGUCUCCACGCGACGGACGAGGCUCAGCGUGAGGAGCGACUGCAGAUGUUUGUACCCGAGCUAGGCGGAACCAUCCACUUCAUCAACUUCCCCACGUCCAAAAUGGACGAAAUCACAGACUUUGUGCGCCGCCGUUUCUUCCACCGAUACAUCAAGAAGAUCGCGUGCACAGGUGGCGGUGCCUUCAAGUUUUCACAGUUGUUCGAGUCGCGCUUGGGCAUUGAGCUGCAUAAGGCGGAUGAGAUGGAUGCACUGAUCCAGGGUCUUAACUUCGUACUGCGUCACGCUCCCAACGAGUGCUAUACCUUUGUAAAUGUGAUCCCAGACACCCACGGACUAGGGAGUGCCACGAAGAAAAUGUUGCCAAAGCCGAACAAGAACGACUUGUAUCCGUUCCUGCUGGUGAAUAUUGGCUCCGGUGUGAGUAUUCUCAAGAUCACCGGAGAGUCGCAAUACGAACGCGUGUCCGGUACGAGUCUGGGCGGCGGAACUUUUCUAGGUUUGUGCCGUGCGUUGUCUAAGCUACGUACGUUCGACGAGGCAAUGGAUGCCAGUGUCGAGGGCGACUCGAAUGAGGUGGAUAUGACCGUGGGCGACAUCUAUGGUACUGCCGGCUACGAACAGUUCCAUCUGAAGCCAGACACAGUUGCCAGCAGCUUCGGUAAGGCCGGCGCGCGCCGCCUGCCGCAUCCACCACGAGACGCUGACCUUGCGCGCUCGCUGCUCUUCAUGAUCACUCAGAAUCUAGGCCAGCUGGCAUUUUUGAAUGCACGCCGCGUGGAGACCAAGCGGAUCUAUUUCUCAGGCAACUUCCUGCGGCGCAACGAGUUGGCGUGCAGGCAGUUGGCUUACGCCAUCAGCUUUUGGUCCAAGGGCGAAAUGCAGGCGCAAUUCUUCCAUCACGAAGGCUUCUUUGGCGCACUAGGGACGUUCUUGCAGCGCUUCAGCUCGGUCCCCGAGCUACCAGCCGUGAGCGAGACGGAGGAAAACAGCAGCGAGACGGAUGUAGAUCAGAGUAGCAGCAGUGGAGACGACCAAAAGAGCAGAGCCUCCCACACACAAUAGAGCGAGACGCCGCUGCCGCUGGCACCUUCCUGUAGGGUAUUGCAAAGACGCCCUGGCCGCAGAGAGCGAGCUUGUAGUCCUCGUUUUUGAAGAAAGAGAGUGAGAAAGUUGCUGAUACCGUAUGAUACUCCGCAUUCCUCAACAAGAUUCGUAGGACUGACUUGGGUUUCGAAGCCAUGCACAAUGUGGCCCUCACAGUGGGGCGGUGAUGCACACGCGGGCCAGGAAUAUACGGUUGACGCCAUGCUGGCCGAGACAAAUGAUGUGAAGAAGACGGUCAGCGAUGGCAAGUAGCUCAAGGCUAAUUUCCAAUUCCCUCACGUUGUAGCCGGUCUUGCCCGAGGUGGCGGCGCACUCGGCGUAGCUACCUGCCCCAAGCGACACAGUACUGAUAGCGUAUCAGGUCUUGCCGCCGCUGAUGGCGAAUUGGGCCAGCAUUGCUUCAGGGCUCGAACCAUUGCGAAACAUUCCACUGAAGCCGGUGGCCAGGUCGCGUGACGUAGAGCUUCCCACCGCGACGAUCUUGGCCACGUUGUUGUCGUACAAGUUGAUGCCGAAGUUUUAGUCGUUCACGAAAGAUACGCUGGUAGCCAAGGUCACCGCCAUCUAAGGGUGUGAGGUGGAGUAAGCCACAGGCAGAUAUCCUUGAGGAGUAAAAGUGGUUCUAUCCCCGCUCAAGACAAUUCACUCGCUCGCUGACAAUCUCGCAUAUCGCCAUAUUAAUCCGCGGCCAUGACUAAUUCACAGGAGCAAGGACCGGAUCCAGCAUCGUAAGUGAAAACCAAACGCUGUUAGAUUAGCAGAACCACCAUCGGCUUCGCCAACGCUUACGUUGACUGGUUUGUGAACUAUACUCUAGCAGGCUGUAAGGAGGGACAAGUUGAAGCCUGCCGAAGAGCAGAGUUCGCGAUGCAAAACCGAAGAUGGCGAUUUAAUUAGGAACGGCGGAAGCAUAACGAUGAUGCGAUUCGCGAUCCAACUC